Spathaspora passalidarum NRRL Y-27907 is the source of this 554-nucleotide messenger RNA. Its product is annotated as E2 ubiquitin-conjugating protein. NCBI's taxonomy places the organism in Eukaryota, Fungi, Ascomycota, Pichiomycetes, Serinales, Debaryomycetaceae. Bases 49 to 462 code for a protein of 137 amino acids. Gene Ontology annotation, biological process: protein K63-linked ubiquitination; DNA damage tolerance. The transcript is spliced from 2 exons. Gene Ontology annotation, cellular component: nucleus. The record is from RefSeq and is a predicted model, not a curated record.
GUGUUUAAUUGUACAAUUCGUGCAAGUGCUAAUUAACACAUAGAAACAAUGUCGAAAAUUCCCAGAAAUUUCAAAUUAUUGGAAGAGUUAGAAAAAGGUGAAAAGGGUUUAGGAGCCGAAUCAAUUUCAUAUGGGUUGACUAAUCAAGAUGAUAUCACCAUGACAUACUGGAACGGUACAAUCUUGGGUCCCCCACAUUCAAGCCAUGAGAAUAGAAUUUAUUCCUUACGUAUUAUUUGUGAUGAAAGUUAUCCUGAUAAGCCUCCGAAAGUUACAUUUGUAUCUAAGAUCAAUUUACCGUGCGUUGAUUCACAAGGUAAUGUAAUUACGGACGAGUUCGAUACCUUAAAGAAUUGGAAAAGAUCAUACACCAUGGAAACUGUGUUACUUGAAUUAAGAAAGAGUAUGGCCCUGCCUGCUAACAAGAAGUUAAGUCAGCCUCCUGAAGGUUCAACCUACUAAUUUGCAUUUGAUUUAACCUUAGUGUUUCUAUAGAGUAUUCAUCUCUACCUGUUUCCCCUCUCAACAAUCUUUUAAUAAAUAUUUAUAUAUAU